GCUAAUACCUGUUCACAAUAAUGGUCUGCUUGUGUGUCAUAACAUUUCAAACAAUAUUCUUCCGAGUUAUUAUACUCACUGAUAAUUUGUAAUAAUAUUCUUCUUUGAUAUAUUAUGUAGUCUUUUUACUUUGCUGAUAACAGAUUUAAGUGAUUUAACGCUCAUCAAGAAUUCUACAUAUAUAAACGUCGACAUCAACAAAGAACAAAAAACUAUACAGUUUCAACAUGAGAAAAGAACUAUAUUUUAUUUUUGUCACCCUUAUGGUCGGGAUGAUAACGUCUCUCCCCUAUGAUGGAAUCAUCAUAUUUACAGAUUCAAUUGUAUCAAUAAGUCAAGUAAAAUUAACUCCUUCCGAUUUAGAGUUUGCAUCAAAGAAUAACAAUUUGACAAAAGAAAAAGAUGAGGAUCGUGCGUCUAAAUUGCCAACACAAGCCAUGUGUGGCCAAAGAAAAACCCCAAGCUUUCGAAUACUUGGAGGAAGUGAAUCCCGAUUGGGUGCUUGGCCAUGGAUGGUAGUCCUAGGAUACAAAAAUGCAGAUCAAAACAAAAGUUCUAUUGAAUGGUUAUGUGGUGGUACAUUAAUUUCUAACACACAUGUCUUAACUGCCGCCACAUGCGCCACCAAAACUGGGAAAAAAGUUUUAACUGUGGCACGCUUAGGCGAGUUAGAUUUGGAUCACAUGAUCAAUGACGGGGCAAAACCAUUAGAUAUUCUGAUCGAACGUAUUAUAUACCAUGAGGGGUACGACACACAAAAAUACACCAAUAACAUUGCAUUGCUGGUGUUAAAAAAUAGUGUUACUUUUAACGAAAUGAUCCAACCGAUUUGCUUACCAGCAUCACUUGAUAUGAAAAAGGUUGAAAAGUCACACAAUAUGCCAUUUAUUGCAGGCUGGGGAAGUAUCAAUGCUUCACCUCAAAACAAUGAGAUGAGUUCGACGUCUUUAAUGGAAGUUCAAAUACCAAUUUCGAAUUUAACAGCAUGCAAACAGACAUAUGCAACUUAUAAAACCGUAAUCGAUGAUAAGGUGAUAUGUGCUGGUUAUCCAAAAGGAGGAAAAGACUCUUGUCGGGGCGAUUCCGGAGGUCCAUUAAUGUGGUCGAACAGAAAACAGUUUUAUUUGAUUGGCAUUGUUUCUUAUGGUUUUAAGGAAUGCGGGCAUCCGGGUUAUCCGGGCGUCUACACAAAAGUGACAUCUUACAUGGAUUGGAUAUUAGAUAAUAAGAUUGUGUUUGCGAUUGAUUCACCAAAAAUACUGAAUAAAUCGCAUGAGGACAUAUCAUAUGUUGCAUCUAAGUUACCAUCACAAGAUACAUGUGGUAAAAGAAAGGCACCAAGCUUUCGAAUAGUUGGAGGAAGUGAUUCAGAUUUAGGUGUUUGGCCAUGGAUGGUAGCUCUCGGAUACAAGGAUAAAGAUGAUGUAAAUGAUUCUAUAAAAUGGACUUGUGGUGGUACAUUAAUAUCUAACAAGCACGUAUUAAGUAUCGCCCGUUGUCUGGAUAAUAUAGGGAGAAGUUUAUUGACAGUUGCACGCUUAAGUGACUUGAAUUUGAAUUCCACAAUCGAUGAUGGGGUAACCCCAUUGGAUGUUCCAAUCGAACGUGUUAUACAACAUAAAGAAUACAACAAAAAAUCUUAUACCAAUGACAUCGGAUUAGUGGUAUUGAAAAAUGAUAUUACUUUUACCACAUUUAUCCAACCAAUAUGUUUGCCAUUAUCACCAGAUAUGAAAAACAUCGAUAUGGGAAAUAAUUUGCCUUUUAUUACUGGAUGGGGAAAAACUGAUACAGUUGAAGAAACGUCUUCAUCUUUAAAGGAAGUUCGAGUUCCAAUCAUAGACAACGAGUAUUGUCAAUGGAUGAUUUAUAGAGAUGUUAAAGGAGUAGUUAUCGAUGACAGAAAAUUGUGUGCUGGAAAACAAAGAAAAAAUGCAUGUCAGGGUGAUUCCGGAGGUCCGUUGAUGUGGUUGAAGGAAAAACAAUUUUAUUUGAUAGGCAUUUCUUCUUUUGGUCGCUUAUUUUGUGAUGAAAGUCCAAGCGUGUAUACUAAAGUGUCUUCUUAUAUUGAUUGGAUUUUAGAGAAUAUAUAA
Molecule: messenger RNA, 2093 nt
Organism: Rhopalosiphum maidis (corn leaf aphid)
Lineage: Eukaryota; Metazoa; Arthropoda; Insecta; Hemiptera; Aphididae
Product: transmembrane protease serine 9-like
Biological process (GO): proteolysis
Molecular function (GO): serine-type endopeptidase activity
Source: RefSeq, a predicted model, not a curated record